Molecule: messenger RNA, 3611 nt
Organism: Amoebophrya sp. A120
Lineage: Eukaryota; Dinophyceae; Syndiniales; Amoebophryaceae
Source: the annotation of a GenBank genome assembly
AGCUCGUCAGAGUUGGAAGCAGUUGCUCUUGUGGUGGCCCCUUCUUGCGGUGCCGCAGAGGACCUCCACACGGCCCCUACAUCUGCAGACUCUUUGCGUGAGCGUAUCCUUUCUUCUCUACUUGCGAAAGAAGAGCACCAAACAAACAAACACCAUGUCCGAAUUUCUUCGUCAAUACCUAAUCCGCGGCAACACCGCGAUGGGGUACGGCGGUGCGGAUAGAGACCGGAAUAUUACCAACAUCGGCGGGUACCAAUCCAAAUCGCGCAUGGCGAACAACCAAAACGACGCCGACAAGGCGAAUGACCAGAUCCAGAUUCCAACGCGGGAAAUCCGGUUCAAAACUUCCUUUCACAACACGGUUUUAGACGUCUUGAGGUCACGGGGCUACAAGGAAACCGACGCGGAACUGGAGUGGGACAUCCACUGGUGUGACCGGGAGUGGAUCCACGAUAAUUUGGACUAUGUCCAUUUACAGCCGUUUCAACGCGUCAACCACUUCCGGAACCACUUCGAAUUAACACGGAAAGACUUGCUGAUCAAGCACUUGAAACGGGCGAAAAAAGCCGCGGAAAAACAGUUCGGGUCGAACAGUAAGGAGGCGGAGCUGUACGCGAACAUUACCCCGACGACUUUUUCUUUACCCACGGAGUACAGCGUGUUUGUUGAGGAGUUCAAAAAAUCCGCGAAGGAGAAAAUAGGAAAACACUGGAUCAUGAAACCAGUCGGGAAGGCGCAGGGAAAGGUAUAAAGUUCAAGUUGUGAUAGUGAUAUCAUGCAUGACAGUAGACACGAGGACUUCAACAUUUCUUUUCGUCACCAUGACAGGUUCGUUUUCGUCUCUGUUUUUGCAAAUAAGUUGUUCCAAUUUUGAUUCGCAAAACCAAAAUCACAUUCACAACUAUCAGGGCAUCUUUCUGUUCGAUUCCUUGAAAGCGAUUUCGGAUUGGCGGCCAGCCGAACCAAGGUGGAAAAACCAGGACAACAAGAAAUCGAAAGACAAAGAUGACGAACAACCAAGAGAAAUAGAACCCUACGUCGUCCAGCGGUACAUUGCAAACCCGCUUUUAAUCGGUGGUAGGAAAUUCGAUCUCCGCCUGUACGUGUUGGUCACGUCCUGGUCUCCGCUCGUCGUUUACCUCUAUCGUUCCGGGUUCGCGCGGUUUUCCGGGGGGAGAUUCAACUUAAAAUCGGCCGAUUUGGCGAUCCACUUGACAAACGUCGCCAUCCAGAAGCACCAAGAUAACUACGACGAGAAGCGGGGAGGAAAGUGGGAUUUGCAGCAUUUGAAAUCAUAUUUGUACACGGCCUACUCCCGGGACGAGGUGAAUCUAUGAACUGCAAAAGUAUCGCACUCGUAUAAAUGCAUUUACAAAUUAAUAUUUAUUUCCCCAGCAUGAGAAAUAAAAUUUGUAAUGCUGAUUUUCCUUAAGAAAGUGACUUGUAAUGCAUGAUUGCAAUUUAUUACUACGAGUGCGGUACUUUUGCACAGGAUAGAAUCACAUGUUCCACGAAAUUCAGGAAGUGAUACUGCGGUCUUUAUUCGCAUAUGAGGGUGCACAACGACAACUCCCCCUCAUUUGUAUUGCAUGACCAGCAAUACAAACACCAGCACCCGUGGAGCCUGCGCAUGACAAAUUCAUGCAGCUCUAGUGUAGUACAAACAUAGAUACUGUUUGGGCUUCCGGAAUCUGUCAUGCAACCGGUGCCAAAGGAAAGCGCUUGGAUUUGGGGUUUUGCAUGACAGAUGAGGGGGAGGGGGAGUUGUGCACUCUCAUAUCGCGGUACAGGGCGCGAUCAUCAGCGAUAAACACUGCUUCGAACUGUACGGCUUCGACGUGAUUGUGUCGUCGGAUACCCACAGUGAAGAUCCCGCUCACGACGUACACAAGCACAUGCUGGUAUUGCAUGACAAAGCUGGACCGCCAAGUUUAUGCAGCAUGAUAAGUGGCAUGCUCUUCUUUCAAAAUCUGUGAUGCUUUUCGUACGUGUAUGGUGGAUUUGUCUUGCAUAUCGGACCUCCGGCCGUGGCUAUUGGAAGUAAACUCCAGUCCGAGUUUGACGGCUACCACGAGAGAAGAUUACGAAUUGAAAUUUGGCUUGCUGGACGACACAUUCACCGUUUUGGACCUGGAUAUGGCUGUGUCAGGAUCGAAAUCGUCAAAGUUGAAAUACUUUGUCAUGCAUAAAACCGAUACCAGUCGGAAGCCCACUUAUCAAGCGGCGCAUGACAAAUUUUCCGAGCGCCGGAAUCCAAUUUGUCAUGCUGUUUGGGCACAGAAGACUGCUUUUGACGUGCUAGUUUAGUAGCUCUAUUUCAAACCCUAAACAGGCUCACAAUCGGCUUCGCUUGCCAUCCCUGCAAAAGAGGUACUUCAUGCCUUGCAAUUUCUGCGUGAGAAAUUAUUUCAACUUUGUCGAUUUCGAUCCUGACGCUUCCAUACUGGAAAAUUACUUCAAGGGACAAAUUGAGGAUCAGGUACAGAAGAUAGCUUUUUCGCGAAGAUGCAUUUUUGUGCAUGACAAACACGUUUUGCGAUGCAAGACUAGGCAGGACAGACAACGGGAGGUGAACAAUAAAGAAAGAGAAACGCAAGAAGUAUAGUGCUUAUUAGUGCUUAUGUAAAUGCAACAAAACCCCCCUCCCCCUGCUCCCAGGUCGGCGGCUUUGACCUCAUUUACAAAGCGGGUGUCAAAAUCGAGCCCCCACCAAACGCGGUCUACCGAACCUACCUCGGCUGCCAGAACAAUCGAAGAGAGCAGUUGAAACGGCUUGCGAGGGCGUUGGCGGCGAAACAGGAGCUGAACAAUGCGGACAAUAGCAAUGGUGGCGAAAAUACGACUAUCCCACUGCAAAAGCAUCGUAGGUCUACUAUGAAUGAGAUCAUUUCCAUGAUUAUGAUACAUUGACAGAUGUGCUUUCCUACCUAACUCCACUGCUGCAUGAUGACAAGUUACUACCUUCUUCCACCUUGACAAAAAUUUGUGAUGCGAUUUGUACUGCAGCUGCACCGGUGGAUUUUGCAAUGCAUAAUGACGCAAAGCACAGCCGCCGGUAGGGGAGGGGGUGGGGGUGGCGGUGGAUCGUCAGGUUGUACCAGCUCCUUCUCCGCGUUUACCAAUAGCGGGAUCCAGCUCGGAGGGCAGAAUAACGCCUCGAGUUCCUUUGCGGGAGGGGGUUCUUCCGGUGCAGGGCCAGUAGGAACUACAUCUUCUUCGGGCGGCGGCGCAGGGAUGGCGAGUGGAAAAAACGACGGGCAAGAGGGCAGCAAUAUGACGGGUUUGGCCACGUUUUUACGAACUUCCGUGAACAACGCGGGGCUGCCCAGCAGGAUGAGCACGACGUGAAUUUUAUGCGCUUGACUGCCGCUUCUAAUAAUGGAUCGGAUCGCUAUGAAAAUGCGACUCACAUCAAAACUAAACCUUUCAGAGCUCCUUCUUCCGUGCACAGGAAUACAGAAUGACAAGCAACAAUAGCGGAAUUAAGUCAUUUGUAUGUUGGUGUUCGAAGCAGGUGCUGUAGUAAACCCGCGAGCCCCAACAAGUGCCGACUAAAUCGCCCCGCUCGCCUGCAUUUGUAGUUGCAGUAAGCUCAUACAACAGAGGCGGUC